UUUUCCAGAUAUAAAUAGUGGGUUUCCUGUACGGUGGCACCACGGUCCUCUUUCUAAAAGGCCAACUCAUCAUCACUUCAAACCCUAGCUCUCUCUCUCUCUCUCCCUCCUCCAGAUCUCGCCGGAUAUUCAGCCGAUGUGAUUUGCGCCAUAGACGUUGACCAUCUCCGGCGUCCACCUCUUCCCCAUUUCCCCCAUUACCGGACUUCCAUUUCACCUUCGCAUGAUCGCCGCCGCCAUCCAUGGCUUCCGCAUGCGUUAACAAUGUCGGAAUGUCGUCGGAAAAUUUCCUCGAUUGCUCUUCUUCUGUUCCAUGCCAUUCCUAUGGUUGGCUCAGCCCUCGAGUCUCCUUUAGCCGCGACUUCCCUGACGACUCCCCUCCUUCCAACCUCAUCGGACCUCUAUCUAAACCUAACCCGGCCGGAGAGUCCGAGAUUCGAGAUCCGGAUCCUGAACUGGUUCCAGUCAGCGAGUUCGAGUUCCGUCUUCAAGAUCCCGUCUCCUUGAUGCUCCCUGCGGAUGAACUGUUUUUGGAUGGGAAACUCGUGCCGCUUCAGGUGUCGUCUGUUAAACCCUCAGUCAACGGUUUGAAGUCGACGAGGUGCGUUUCGUCGCCGGAGACUGCGGCUCAAUCCCGCCGGAGAGUUGAGGAAGAAUGCAGUACGGAUCCGUAUCUGUUUUCUCCAAAGGCACCGAGGUGUUCCAGUCGAUGGAGAGAGCUUUUAGGGCUUAAAAAGCUGUACCAGAGCAGCAGCAAUGGAAAUGGAAAUGGCAAUGGCAAUGGCGGCGCUAAAAACGAAAGUCACAAAACGACGACGACGUCGUCGUCUUACUUCUCGGAAGCAAAUUCGAAGGCGCUGAAGUACUUCCUCCACCGGAGUUCGAAAUCGUCGUUGUCCUCCUCGUUGGAUUCGUCGCUGAGCCUUCCAUUACUGAAGGAUUCCGAUAGUGAGUCUGUUUCGCUAUCUUCUUCCCGUGUAUCUCUUUCCUCUUCUUCCUCAGGUCACGAACACGAAGAUCUUCACAGACUGUCGCUCGAUUGCGAAAAUAAGCCAAACACGAAUCCGAUUUCCCUCCAUAGGAACCCUAAUCACAACAAUCCACCGCGGAUGAGACUGGUGAAAGCGCGGCCUAAAUCAGAGAGCAAUCCAAGAUCAACUUCAACAGCGGAUCAUCAUCCGACGGCGACGAGAGUAGGGAGAAGCCCGUUGCGGCACACACCUGGAGAGUCUUCAUCAACAUCCAGUAGAUUAGGGAUCCGAGGAGUAUCCGUAGAUAGUCCACGAAUGAACUCAUCAGGGAAAAUCGUGUUCCAUAACUUGGAAAGAAGCUCAAGCAGUCCAAGCAGCUUCAAUGGCGGACCGAAAUUCAAAAGCAGAGGAAUGGAACGGUCAUACUCUGCGAACGUGAGAGUAACUCCAGUCCUAAACGUUCCAGUUUGUUCUUCCUUAAGAGGAUCCUCAAAAUCCGUCUCUGUUUUCGGAUUCGGACCAUUAUUCACCGGCACCGGCGGAAGCAGCAGCAGAAACCACCAGAGUAGUAGUAGCAGUAGUAGUAAUAACCGGACGACGACUAGACGGAUCAUCGAAACCGAGGGCGGAGGGAAAAUCUAUUGAUGAGAUUAGAAGAAAAGGGAUUUAUAAUUUUGGGUAAACACUAACAAACCCCGUUUUUCCAUUUUACUCUCAGUGUUUUUGGAUUAUACUGAAAUUUCCCCUUUGUGAUAGACGGAUUUGGUUUGAAUUAGGUAAUUCCUAACACAAAACAGGUUGAGAAUUAUGAUCAUGAUGUAUGUAAAUACGGUGGGGGGGAUUUUGUUUUUUCAUUUUAGUUCAUCUCGUUGAUCUAAUUAAUUUCUUCACCAUUUUGAAUUUCUCUUUGGCCUCGAAAUUUACUAUUUUCUUCUAAAAAGCCAAAUCAAAACCCACCUGAGUGAAAAAAAGAGAUUGCUGAUUGAGAAUUUUGUUUUUUCGCUGUUCCAUCAAAAAGGAGCGUUUGUAGUGCACGCGCUGAGGGUGGAGCGUCUGAGUUCAGAACUCUCUGUGUCUUUGUUGAAGCUUUUUUCGUAAUGAUGUGUGACAUACUUGUUAUCUAAA
Molecule: messenger RNA, 2096 nt
Organism: Benincasa hispida (wax gourd)
Lineage: Eukaryota; Viridiplantae; Streptophyta; Magnoliopsida; Cucurbitales; Cucurbitaceae
Source: RefSeq, a predicted model, not a curated record